Amphiprion ocellaris (clown anemonefish) is the source of this 1875-nucleotide messenger RNA. RefSeq names its product glyoxylate/hydroxypyruvate reductase B-like. The coding region runs from base 350 to 1333 and encodes 327 amino acids. Gene Ontology annotation, cellular component: cytosol. The transcript is spliced from 7 exons. Gene Ontology annotation, molecular function: NAD binding; hydroxypyruvate reductase [NAD(P)H] activity; glyoxylate reductase (NADPH) activity. The record is from RefSeq and is a predicted model, not a curated record. NCBI's taxonomy places the organism in Eukaryota, Metazoa, Chordata, Actinopteri, Pomacentridae.
UUGUAGUGAUUUUGUGCCUUUUUGUGGUGAUUUUUAAUCUUUUUGUGGUGAUUUUGCUUCAUUUUGUGGCCAUUUUGUGUCCUUUUGUGGUGAUUUUGUGUCUUUCUGGUAAUUUCACAUGGUUUUGUGUUGAUUUUGAGUCUUUUUCUGAUAAUUUUGUCUCUAUUUGUGGUAUUUGACGAGCUACUCAACACAUUCAUGGUUCAGAUUGAGCAGCUAAUGCCUGAGACUUGACAUUUCCACAGUUUUAUCAGAGAUCCUGCUGAGGAGGAGACGUCUGAGGAGUUUUCUGCUCAACAGCUUCUCUCAGCGGUCCUGAAGCUCCACGGAAACAGAACAAAAACAGGCCAUGGAGCAGGACAAGCCGUGGGCGCUGAUCUCAGAAGUCGGAGGGGACUGUGGUCUCCUGGAGGAUCAUCUGGACAUCGUGAAGCGUCACUUCCAGGUGGUCUGCUACCAGGACUUCCUGCAGAACCCGGAGCUCCACGGCCCUCAGGUCCAGGCCCUGCUGAUGUGGAGGUACUACCCUGAAGCCCAGCCGGCUCUGCUGAGGAUGCUGCCCUCCCUGAAGGUGGUGUCCAGCGGAGGAACCGGCGUCGACCACCUGGACGUCUCCUUCAUCAACGGCCUCGGCGUCAAGGUCUCCAACACGCCGGGCGUGGUGUCUCGGGCCACCGCUGAUCUGGCCAUGGGACUGCUGCUGGCGUCGGCCCGGAGGAUCCUGGAGGGUCAUCUGGUCGCCAGAGACCCCGAGACGAGGCGCAUCCCUCUGAACCUGGUGGGAACCGACGUCUCCGGGGCCACGCUGGGCAUCGUGGGGAUGGGAGACACCGGCUUCAACAUCGCCCAGAGAGGACACGGCUUCGAGAUGGACGUCCUCUACCACAACAGGAACAGGAGGAGUUUGGAGGACGAGCAGGCGGUCGGAGCGACGUUCUGCCAGAACCUGGAUGAGCUGCUGAGGAGGUCGGACUUCGUGGUUUUGGCGGUGAGGUUGACCUCGGAGACGACCGGACUGAUCGGAAGCAGAGAGCUGGAGCUGAUGAAGCCGACGGCGACGCUGGUCAACAUCAGCAGAGGCCAGGUGGUGGAUCAGGACGCUCUGGUCCAAGCUCUCCGCUCAGGAACCAUCCGGGCUGCAGCUCUGGACGUGACUCAUCCUGAACCUUUACCCAGGGAUCAUCCUCUGUUCAGCCUCCCCAACGUCCUCAUCACCCCCCAUGUGGGCGCCAACACCCCCAGCACCGGCGGCAGGAUGGUGGAGAUGAUGGUUGAGAGCGCUGUGGCAGCGAUCAGAGGUUUACCGGUUCCCAACGAAGUCAAACCCAACUGAUCAGCUCACAGCCUCACCGGGCAGGUCUUAGAGAGGAUAUGAAGACAAGAAAACAAGUUAGAAUGUAUUUAAAGAGUUUGAUCAAGCCUCUGACUGCAGAUUAUUACUGAAAUCUAGUAGAAUUAAACACUAAAAAGAAUGAUUUCAUGACCUCAUACACACUGACUGCAAAACCUAUGGUUUAUGGUUAAAACCUCAGUUUCUGGUUGAGAACUUGGUGAUAUUUCGUCUAAAACCUCGUUAAUCCAGAUAAAAUGUGGCUCCAGCAUCAGCGUGGAGCGUUAUUCUGCUGAUUUAUUCAGCUGUGCAGUGAAAGAUGGAAUAUUGAUCGUUGUCUUACUGCUCUGGAAGGAGAAAUAUGUGCAACGUUUCAUAUAAAACACCAUAAAUAUGGAUUUAUACAGGCUUCAAACAGUCAUGUACAUUAGUGUAAAACCAUGCUGACUGCUGUAACAUGCAUGUGGAAAUAUAAUAUGUUGUAAGGGUGGAAGAUGUCUGCUGUCAUUUUAAUAGAAAACAUACAAGACACAUGAUACAUUCCA